Cavenderia fasciculata is the source of this 1230-nucleotide messenger RNA. RefSeq lists its product as uncharacterized. Gene Ontology annotation, cellular component: nucleus. Gene Ontology annotation, molecular function: protein serine/threonine kinase activity; ATP binding. Lineage: Eukaryota; Evosea; Eumycetozoa; Acytosteliales; Cavenderiaceae. The transcript has 3 exons. Gene Ontology annotation, biological process: protein phosphorylation; mitotic DNA damage checkpoint signaling. The record is from RefSeq and is a predicted model, not a curated record. Bases 1 to 1230 code for a protein of 409 amino acids.
AUGGUUAUAAAAAAAGCAACUCUUCAAAACCAAGAUAAAGACAAAUAUAUCAAAAGAGAAUUGGAAUUCUACAAGUUGAUAGAAAACAAAUCAUUCUUUUUGUUGAGAUGUUUAAACAUUCAAAACAAAGAGGAUAAUAUUAUUCGACUACCAUACAUGCAACUGGACACACUCGACGAUGUCUUGACUAAAAACAAAUACCUCUAUGUCGAUACUAUUAUCAAUAUGGUUCGUAAUAUCAUUGGUGGAAUAAAGGAGUUGCAUCAAUUAAAAAUAUCGCACUGUGAUCUAAAACCAAGAAACAUAUUUGUUGAUGAUCAGUAUAAUAUAAAGAUAGGUGAUUUUGACUCUGCUAGAACUACGAUGGCUGGAAAAGAUAUAGUUAGAUACAUACCUUCAUCAUGGCCAUCGAAAUAUAAAAACUUGUUGCGAAAAUGUUUGACACCGCCGUAUCCAACAAUCGCAGAGGUAUCGGCACUUUGGGAGGAUAUACCCUAUUCUGACCAUUGGGAAAUGUAUUAUACCUCUGGAAAAUAUAAUACAAUGCUUUUCAACAAGGCAAAGAACCUUAGAAACCUCCCCAUCAAGCAAUACAAGUUCCCUAGUCUUGGAGCCAACAUUAUCAAGAUGAUAGAAACAGCAUUCAACAAAAACCAACUAGUCAAGUUAAUUGGUAUCCCAGGCACGGGUAAAACAAUCAUAGCCUACAUGUACAGCCUCACAGUCGAUAACUUUCACAACCGAACACCGAUAUGGGUGAACAGUAAGAAAAAUCUAGACGAUAAACUCAAGGAUAUCGCAAAUCAAGGUAAAUCAUGUAGCUUUCUUAUCGUCUGGGACGAUUUUGAAGGCAAAAAAUCAGAAGGUGACAUUAAAUUUGAUAUGCCAGACAAGACUAUUGAUGUGAAGUUUUUGAUCACAUCAAAAAUCAAUGUCGAUUCUUUUGGCGAACAUGUACAUUUCCCUGGAGACAGCGAUCAUAUAGAUUUGAAUCAAAACCAAACAUUUGAUUCGAAAAAGUUAUUGGAAGAAAUUGUUGACAAUCUAAAGGCUAAAGAGACGCCCAAAACCAAGGUUGGAGAACCCCUCGUCGAUGCAGAAGAAAGAGAGAUGGCUUUGAAGGAAAUUGAAAAGUCUAUUCAAGAAAUCCCAAAGUUUCCUUCACUUUUGGAUCAUCUCACUGGGUCACAAGUUAAUAGUUCCGAAUGGAUUCAAGAAACAAUAGAAUGA